This is a messenger RNA of Camarhynchus parvulus, 816 nucleotides long. RefSeq names its product tescalcin (gene TESC). The coding region runs from base 66 to 710 and encodes 214 amino acids. Lineage: Eukaryota; Metazoa; Chordata; Aves; Passeriformes; Thraupidae. The transcript is spliced from 8 exons. The record is from RefSeq and is a predicted model, not a curated record. Gene Ontology annotation, molecular function: calcium ion binding.
CCGCCCUUAAAAGCGGCGGCGGCUCCGGUGCAGCGCCCGCGGCGGCGCUCCCGGCACGGCCCGGGAUGGGCUCCGCGCACUCCGUGCCCGCCGAGAUGCGGGAGCUGGCGGACAGGACGGGCUUCACCUCUGAGCAGAUCGAGCACCUGCACCGGCGCUUCAAGCAGCUGAGCCAGGACCAGCUGACGAUCCGCAAGGAGAACUUUGACAGCAUCCCCGACCUGGAGUUCAACCCCAUCCGAGGGAAAAUCGUCCACGCCUUUUUUGACAAGCGGAACCUGCGGCAGGAGUCGGACGGGCUGGCGGAGGAGAUCAACUUCGAGGACUUCCUGACCAUCAUGUCCUACUUCAGACCCAUCGAGAUGAACAUGGACGAGGAGCAGCUCGACCGCUUCCGCAAGGAGAAGCUGAAAUUCCUGUUCCACAUGUACGACUCGGACCACGACGGGAAGAUCACGCUGCAGGAGUACAGAAAUGUGGUGGAGGAGCUGCUGUCGGGGAACCCCCACCUGGAGAAGGAGUCGGCUCGCUCCAUCGCCGACGGGGCCAUGAUGGAGGCAGCCAGCAUCUGUGUGGGACAAAUGGGCCCGGACCAGGUGUACGAGGGCAUCACCUUCGAGGACUUCCUGAAGAUGUGGCAGGGCAUCGACAUCGAGACCAAGAUGCACGUCCGCUUCCUCAACGUGGACACCAUUGCCCACUGCUACUGAGAGGGGAAGAAGAGGAGGAAGAGGAGGAGGAAGAGCACCCAGCAGCAGCUCCAUGUCCUGGCACUCAGCUCCCAGCUCCGUGGCUCUGCCCCACCCGUGUGCCUGU